Molecule: messenger RNA, 1554 nt
Organism: Diabrotica balteata
Lineage: Eukaryota; Metazoa; Arthropoda; Insecta; Coleoptera; Chrysomelidae
Source: the annotation of a GenBank genome assembly
AUGUCUAGUGGAAGUGAUUACAACCCAGUUUCGGAUGAAUCUAGUGGAAGUGAUUACAACCUAGUUUCGGAUGAAGACAAUUUGUAUGACUCCGAUGAACUACUGGAAUGUUUGCAGACAUAUAAUCAGCUUAAACCCUCAGCUACUCCCAGACGCAAAAGUAAUAGCAGCCUAAAGACAGACGAAUAUCAAUCCUCAUCACACGGUAAUAAUAAUCAAACAAAUGAUGUUGAUUUAUUAGAAGUCAGCAAGGAUAAUAUUUCUCAACAGACGUCAGACUGCUUAGGAAUUGUACCAGUGCUUUGCAAUGAUAGUACUAACUUAAAUCAAUACAUUGAAGAUAUAAUGAAUGCUAAGUUUGUUUACAUGGACAGAAAUACUAGUUUAGAAAAAGAAGUCAAUUCAUCAGCUGAUUCUGAGAUAAUGAAUGUAAAUUCUCUCUUCGCUGAAACCUCAGAUGUUUACUCAAAUAUUAUACAAACAUCACCUAAUACUAAUAAUAUAGAUAAUGCAGAGAACAAAACUGAACAAAAGAAAUUAAGAAAAUCAGAAAAAUUGGCUGAUUCUUCUAAUUGCCAUAGUACUAACAUAACAGAAGCAUUGGAUUCAGGGAAUUCUCCUAGUACAUCUGAAAUGCAAGAAAGAAGUGCGAUCACGAAAGCAACAACCUACCGAAUCGGAGAAAACACAAGUUUAGAAGAAAAAGUUCAGUUGCUCCGAAAUGAUAUAAAUAAUGCGCCCAGUCAUGUUUUUGGAGAGCACAACCUUUGUAAAACUAUAAUAUAUUUUAAAUGCGAGGGUCAAGAUACAAAUAUAAUACCCGUUAUGAAAGAAUGUGGUAUCUAUGAAGACGUAAUGAGUGCCCUUCAAAGAGUUAUUGACAAUGCAAGUAGUCUUAUUAUGAACAUGGACAAUAACUUGGCAGAGCACUAUAACAGCGUUGUGUGUAAAUUCAUUGGGGUGGAUUAUACGUCACAAUUUUUAAAAAUCUCUCUUAAACCAGUAGUGAUAUACUCGGACGGGUGUAACUAUCAAAAUAGAAACUCAGUUCUUUCAAAUGCGAUCUUGCAUUUGAGCAUGAAUUCAGGAGUGACCAUCAUUCAUAAAUAUUUAGAAGUUGGCCACACAUACACAGAAGGCGACUCGGUAAAUAGCCAUAUCGAGGCUACUUUUGAAGACUUAGAUGUUCUUCUACCUAGUCAAUUUGUGGCAUUAUUAGAAGUAGCUCGAAAGAAAACUCAGCAAGUUGAUCCUUACAGAGCUCAACAGGUGGAUUUCGAAUUCUUCAAGGAUUUCAAUGCAUCAAUAAUAUAUCCUUCCAUCCGACCGGGAAAGAAACCUGGAGAUCCUACUGUUACGGAUUUAAGAAUUCUCCAAUACAGGCCGGAAGGAAAAAUUUAUUACAAACUAAAAUACACGGAUGAAUUUGCUUCAUUGUCCGUACGACCCCAAAAGCAAGAUCCUGCUAUUUUUCCCCAAGCUCUUCAAAAAGCCUCUGAAUAUAACUUUGGACAAAUGGAGAAAUCUUCAAUCACUAAAGCCCAUGAUGAGUAA